Messenger RNA from Ophidiomyces ophidiicola, 2766 nucleotides. RefSeq lists its product as uncharacterized. The coding region runs from base 1 to 2766 and encodes 921 amino acids. NCBI's taxonomy places the organism in Eukaryota, Fungi, Ascomycota, Eurotiomycetes, Onygenales, Onygenaceae. The record is from RefSeq and is a predicted model, not a curated record. The transcript has a single exon.
AUGGAAACGUCCUCAUUUCAGGAACCCUGCACUCUUGAUUACGCUCGGUUUCACGGUAUCACCCACAAUCAUCUAGCAUCAGACCCUCUUACUCUUAUCCCACCUGCCACAAAUCGUGAUUCAGUGGCGUGCACACCAUUGACUCUAGAUACGCUGCAAGCGCGGCGUUUAUUCAAUCAAAAAGAAAAACUUAGCGUUGACAAAAGAGGAGCGGCCUUUUUAACAUCCAUCACGAGAUUCGGGGUACCGCAUUCUCUGGGUGUGGAUGCCUGUGACCCCGAAUCUUCAGAUCGUCUUAGAAUCUCGAAUAUUGCUAUAGACUUACCACUACUUCUCACGGAUCACGAACACGAUAUGUAUAUGUUUCGUGAUAUAUCGUCUCUGGACAGCACCGAAAUUUCUCUUUCAUUAGAACAGAUUGACGAUGAAAAUGAUGAAGGUUUCACGUUUCCUCGUUACGUUUGGGAUCUACCGAGUCAAAUUCAUGACCAAGUUGCAAUGGAGAAGCUUAACUGUACAAAAGAGGCUAUCCUUUUUAUGCAGCAGAUCUGGACAACUCACGAUCCUACCCCUGGGCACAUUAAAGCGAAUAUGUGCGAGCCUAUCACACCCCCCCUUCCUCCGAGAACUCCACCAUCAAUUCCUUUCAUACCUUCGUCGCCAAAUAUGGAAAUGAGGUUGCUGUCCGAGCCCCCCACUCCGGAUAUCCCCGAGCACGGAUUAAUUGAGAAUGCUCUCAUUGAAGAUUCAAGGAUGCUCUCAGAAAUGAUGCCAAGCAAUACCGCAACGAGCGGUUUUUUUCAAGACGCCUUCAGGCAAUUGGUCGAACCUGUGGAAGAGCAAUUUAUAUCAAAUAGAAAUUUUGCUCUCCCUAUCAAACGAUCGUUGGUUCUUUCCAUUAAAGUAGAUGGUCCAUUAACACCUCCGGUUUCAGCCAAAAAGCGCCGUGUAACCGAAGAACAAAAAUCGCUAGAGGAAACCUUAGCGGCCGCUUCACUCAAAAUUGAGCCGUCAUCGGACCCAGAUAUUCCUCCAAAAUUCAAGGUUCUAUUAGAAGUCUCAUCUCUUGCUCAGUCACAGGUUGAGUCUAAACUUAUCAGCGAACGUAUCCGUGGAAUUCCGGCCGAGACUCGUGUUCAGGUACCAGUUCUUGCCGAUCCGUUUCCAGAUUCACUCUGGCCUUCGACUACAUCAAUUUUGCGACUGGAAUGUUCUAGGCGUGCUGAAAGCAUCGAGAAUGACGAUACUAUUAAUAUCACUCGCUCGAGCCUUACAAUAGAAAAGGAGGAAUGGGAUCUUCGGUGGAACCCCUUUCCAGCCGGUAUUUCCCCAUUACAAGUAAUGGAAAUCAUUGAUGAAGAAGACGGAACAAAUAUGCCCUUUAUUCUUGCUCGGUCGCCUAGCAAAUUAUGCAUUCAAAAGCCGAAAGUUGCCGACGAUUUUAGAGAGAGUCUUCAUGAGCCAAAUGUCCUUUUGAAGGAAACAACACCAUUCUCGGGUGCUAUCGGCCCCGUAACAGAUGGACCAAACUCUAACGAAAGUGAUAACACCUCAAACGUUCAUUCUUCAUGGAGUAGGAAAGCCCAAAUCUUGAAUGAUCAGUCUUAUCCUAGUUUACCAAUGCCAAAAAGCGAUCUUCUUGCAUCUCAAUUUUCAGCAAGAAUACACUUAUCGAAUUUCAUGAAUGUUCGUCAGAAAGCUAUUCCAAAGGGCGUUGUCCAAACCAAUUUUCCAGGAAACAAUAAAACCGCUGAUGUUCUUUGCUCCUCCCGUGAAAAUAGUUUGGGGAAAACUUGUGCAGCAUUUGAUUGUCCGAGCUUAAAGCCGCCUAAUCUUAUUGAACCUUCGUUCCCCCUCACACUCAUGAUUUCAAACUCGGUGUUGCGAGCAUAUCAAUCCAUGAUACGCGCCCUCGAAUCCCAUCCCAUACCCAAAACACUCCUCUUUCGCGACUUUGAUUUAUUAGCUAUAGCUAGUGAAAGAGCAAUUUUGGAGAUUGAAUUUGGAAGCAAUUUACCUUCUAUUGGCCAUAAACCAUUUAGGCAACCAACGAAAGCGGGAAACAGCAAGUGCGGAGAUGCAGAUAUCAUUGUAUCCCCUACCGUCGCUAUAAUCCUGACGAGCUCUCAAGAGGUUACUCAGCGUUAUCUUCCUGGCCAUUCCUCCGCAGGUGUUGGAGUUGGUAGUAGGCUCCGCUCCCCUCUCCAAGAGAGGAUUUAUUUUACCUGUUCGAGGUACGAAUAUCUCUAUGUGUUAAUAUGUCAUCCAUUCUCCUCAAAUGGGAUAGACACAUCAAUCUGCGACAAUACUCUAACUGCCGUCCGUACUUUGACGUCUUUUUGCUCUAGCAUCUCGAAGACUUGUGCAGUAGUUCCUCUCAUCGUAUCCGCUGCCGCCGACCACGCAGCUGUAUGGAUUCUGAAUUUAGCAAAAAAGCAUGCUGUGCUUAUGCCAUGGGAUGAACCGCUUCUUGGCGGUAAAGGAGUUGUUAAUACUCAAUGGGCACCGACACCUCCAGAGGACCCAAGUUUAUGGGAGCUCUUUUUGUAUCAUGCAGGUCUUAACUGCUUUGCUGCCCAGAUGGUGCUGUACAGCCGUGUCUUGCCUUCCUGCGCUCAUUCUGAAGAAAACGACACUAAUAGAGCGCCAGCAGCCCUUUCAGCCUUUGUUGAAUUGACUUCUAGUGAAAGAAGGCGCAUGUACAAACAUAUACUUGGAGACCGGCUGAUAGAAAGGGUAAAUUCUUGCCUGAAUUCAGUGUGGUGA